CCUCCUUCCUCCCCAACAUAAAUGCUGCAGGCUGGCCAUGAUGUCUUGGCCAAAACAAUGGGGCUUCGCUAGCCUCUGGCUGCCGCUGCUGCUACUUGGCCUGCUAUGCACCCAAGACGUAUCCACUUUCAUUGUGCCAAGGGAACUGCCCUCUAUACUGUCCAUAGUUUACUCCAACAUACCGCCGAUCAAGAAGGGAACGGAUUCCCGCUUGGGCUUUGGCUUUCGCCUGGGCGAGCAUGCCGAUUUCCAGGUGAUGGUGGAGCUGGGCCCCCAGAAGGAGACCCGACCCAUUGGCGAGCCCAGCCAGGAUGAUCAGUCGUUCAACAAGCGCCAGGUGAGCUCCAGCGACCAGAAGGCCCUGCUGCGACAGCUCUACCGCCAGCAGGUGAAAGAGGAGGCCAAAAUGUUAAUGACCUCCACGGAAAGGAAUGCGGCCAGCUGGCUGGAGACCUGGUCCAAUGGCAUGAAACCGCAAAAGCCACAGAGGCCUCAAAAGCCCAAGGAUCAGGUCAAGAGCCGGCCGGUAAAAGAAAGUUCAUUACCGCAGCUGCAAGAUCCCACCAGCGCCAUGCAGCAGCUGCAGUUGCUCUACAAGAUGGCCACCACUAGUACCAGUAGCACCACAGGGCCACCUCCUGAACCUUCUUCUCCUCCUCCUGCUCCUACCUUCACUGGAGGCUCCCUUAACCUGGGCGGACCCAGUGGCUUCAAGCUGCCACCGCCUGCUCUCUCACAGGACACCAACACGCUGAGCAAUGGGAAUUCUGAGCCCGUGAAGAGCCAAAGUGAGAUCACCAGGGAGCUGAUGGACGUCAGUCUGGAUACUUAGGUUGUGCAACUAACUCUAGUUACUAAUUAAUUAAUUAAUUAUAUAUACACAUACACUGGUGUCUGUGUGUGUUUAUGGGUGCUUAGCAAAUCUGUGUGUAGUCUGGCUUAGCUACGUUUUCUGUAAAUAAAAACAACUUUAAACUUAAGUUAGGGAAAUUUUUGUCUUUAUGUUUUGCCGAAGAGUAUGCUUUAAAUUUGGCGAAAAAAAGAUAUGACUAUUUCCGGCUC
This is a messenger RNA of Drosophila kikkawai, 1062 nucleotides long. RefSeq names its product snustorr snarlik (gene snsl). Lineage: Eukaryota; Metazoa; Arthropoda; Insecta; Diptera; Drosophilidae. The record is from RefSeq and is a predicted model, not a curated record.